UGGAAAGUAGUGACUCUUGUUUCUGAAUUGCUACGCCUUGACAUGGUGUUCGGAACGCCGACGGCUGCUUCCCGUGCUCUGCAGCUCCGGCAAUCCUACCUCUGCAUCUCGAAGUACAUUAGAAGUCGAAAAUACCUGGGUCAUUCCACCUAUUCUGUGACUGGUACUAUAUCUACUCGUUGUUCAAGUACUUCAGUGAAAGAAACCCUUCAAGAUUCAAAGUCCAAACUUGUCGAAAAUGCUGCAGGCUCAACAUUGGUCAAGCCUCAGAACAUCUCGAAACAUCAUGCCCUAGUGCUCACCAGUCAUGUACCAGAGUUGGACACGAGCCAAUACAAAUCCCUUGUCAAUUUCGAGCGCACAUCUAUACACGAAUCCACAUCUCUCACAACCUGGCACGACCUCGCGGCGUUGGCCCCCGAUAACAUCGAUGUCCAAACGAGAUCACACGAAAUAAAGAUUUGUGGCUAUGUUACUUCACAGCGGCAAGGAAAAGGGUUUACAUUCCUCCAACUGGUGGACCCAAGCCUCAAAUACAGUGUUCAGGUGAUUGUGAAAGACGACAAGAAGCCCGUCGAGCUACCUUCGUCGGGACAACCCCUCACAUCUUCAUCCACGAUCGAUCCACCGGAGCAGGGCACAGAAGAUAUAUACAACCAGCUAAGAUAUGUUCGACCUCACACACCUGUCCAGAUCCAAGGCAUACUCGUUCCAAGGAAACCACCACGCGCGAAGAAAGCUGAUUUGAAGCAUGUUCGCGACAAUGUUGAUCAAAAUGGAACGGGCGAACCUGUUCAUACAGUCGCUACACACGACCCAUUUGUCGGAGAUGUCAACCUUGUCGCCCGGCUCGAGAUACAAGCAGAAACCUUGAAUCCCUUGAACACUUUCCCUCCAGAUGUCAUCGCCCAAGUUGACACGGCGUUUCCCCCUGAAGGCCGUCAUCUUCAGUUCCGGACAGAUCCAGCCCUCCGUCGUCGCAUUCAAUUGCGCACCCAGGUUGCGACUCGAGUCCGCCAACAUUUAGUGUCUUCGGGAUUUGAGGAGAUUGAAACUCCAAUCCUCUUCAAGUCUACACCAGAGGGCGCAAGAGAAUUCAUCGUACCUACAAGAAAGAAGGGUCUUGCAUAUGCUCUCCCACAAAGCCCUCAGCAGUACAAGCAGCUUCUUAUGGCAUCUGGGAUAUCUCGCUACUUUCAAUUUGCCCGAUGCUUCCGAGAUGAGGACCUCCGCGCCGAUCGGCAGCCGGAAUUCACACAGCUCGAUCUUGAAAUGUCUUUUGCAGAUAGCCAAGCUGUCAUGGACACCAUCAGGACGUUGCUUGUGAAUUCGAUACUGCCCACCGCGUGCCCAGAUCUUCAUGUAGACAAGACCUUCGCAACCUAUCAGUACCAAGACGUCAUGGAAUCUUAUGGCUCGGAUAAGCCGGAUAUCCGUCUCGGAUCGAAAAUCAAGCGCAUCGACGGCUGGUUUCCUCCGAAUGUCGUGGGCAUGAUGACGUCCCUAAAAGAUCCUGCAGUGGAGAUGAUCAAGAUUAACAUGCAAGGGACCUCGCCUGCUGAGAGUGGCGAGUUUAUACGAAGCUUCAUGGACUUGCCAACUUCAGCAAUAUACGCAAACAACUCUGAAGGGAUGCCCGGAAUCGCCGUGUAUGAUGUCAGAAAACCGAUGAGCGGCCUAGCAAGUUUCGAGCAUGACGCAGCUCUGAAGAUCGAGCAAGUCUUUCAACCCGAGCCCGGAGACAUCUUGAUUGCACAGACGCGUGCGAACUCCAGAUUGACUGGUGGUUCAACCACACUCGGCGGUCUGCGGAGGGAUGUUUACGCAGCUGCCAUCGAACGCGGAAUUCUGUCUCCCCCAGAAGGAAUCUCCAUAAUCUGGGUAGUCGACUUUCCUCUGUUUUCUCCCAUUGAAGACUCGGCGCCUGGGCAGGGUGGCAGUGCAGGCAUCUGUUCCACACACCAUCCUUUCACUGCACCAAAACCUGGUCAAGAUUUAUCCAAGCUCAUCACAAACCCGAUAGAUAUCAUCGGCGAUCACUAUGAUUUAGUGAUCAAUGGAGUUGAAGUCGGCGGUGGUUCACGUCGUAUUCAUACAUCCGACAUGCAAGAGUUGAUAUUCAAAGAUGUACUCAAGAUGAAGCCCGAGCGUAUCGAGGAUUUCAGACAUUUGCUCGGUGCACUGAGCAGCGGUUGUCCCCCACACGCAGGCUUUGCCCUGGGAUUUGAUCGUCUUAUGGCAGUAUUGACUGGACGCAACAGCGUACGGGAUGUGAUUGCCUUCCCAAAGACAGCUGAUGGAGAAGACAAAUUUGUGGGAUCGCCGACGUGGCUGAACGAAGACCAACUCAAGACCUAUCACCUGAAGAUUACUGAUACCAUGUCGAUGACACCGUCGCCAGCGGUGUCAGUGAAAGCCUGACGAGGAACUUGAGAUGAAUAUCUUUGAGAAGCUACCAAAAUAUGUAACACUACAAUAUUGUACAAUACAGCCAACAAUUGGCGUUGCA
Molecule: messenger RNA, 2509 nt
Organism: Exophiala mesophila
Lineage: Eukaryota; Fungi; Ascomycota; Eurotiomycetes; Chaetothyriales; Herpotrichiellaceae
Product: aspartate-tRNA ligase
Exons: 3
Coding region: 43-2421 (792 amino acids)
Biological process (GO): aspartyl-tRNA aminoacylation
Cellular component (GO): mitochondrion; cytoplasm
Molecular function (GO): aspartate-tRNA ligase activity; ATP binding
Source: RefSeq, a predicted model, not a curated record